Messenger RNA from Rangifer tarandus platyrhynchus (Svalbard reindeer), 5772 nucleotides. The record is from the annotation of a GenBank genome assembly. NCBI's taxonomy places the organism in Eukaryota, Metazoa, Chordata, Mammalia, Artiodactyla, Cervidae.
AUGGGGGAUGUGAAGCUGGCCGCCCAGACACGCGUUUCCAAAACCUCCCUCACUAUGGAUCACUCAAGAGUCAGCUCCAUGCCCCUGACUGAGGCCCCUGCUUUCACUUUGCCCCCUCGGAACCUCUGCAUCAAGGAAGGAGCCACUGCCAAGUUUGAAGGGAGGGUCCGGGGCUACCCAGAGCCCCAAGUAACAUGGCACAGAAAUGGACAACCCAUCACCAGUGGGGGCCGCUUCCUGCUGGACUGUGGUACCCGGGGGACUUUCAGCCUUUUGAUUCAUGCUGUGCUUGACGAGGACAAGGGAAAGUAUACCUGUGAAGCCACCAAUGGCAGUGGUGCCCGCCAGGUGACGGUGGAGUUGACGGUAGAAGGGAGCUCUGUGAAGAAGCCUGGUCAGCCUGUUGUUUCCAAAGCCUUGGGGGACAGAUUUGCAGUCCCUGCUGUGGAGACCCGUCCUAGCAUCUGGGGAGAAUGUCCACCAAAAUUUGCUACCAAGCUGGGCCGAGCGGUGGUCAGAGAAGGACAGAUGGGGCGGUUCUCCUGCAAGAUCACUGGCCGACCCCAGCCACAGGUCACCUGGCUCAAGGGAGACAUUCCCCUGCAGCCCAGUGCCCGUGUGUCUAUGUCCGAGAAGAAUGGGAUGCAAGUCCUGGAAAUCCAUGAGGUCACCCGAGAUGAUGUGGGAGUGUACACGUGCAUGGUGGUGAAUGGGUCAGGGAAGGCCUCCAUGUCUGCUGAGCUUUCCAUCCAAGGUUUGGACAAUUCCAGUAGGUCACUUGUGAGAGGAACAAAGGUGGCCGGUACGGACAUCAGGAAGGAAGUGACCAAUGGAGUUACUCAGGGGCCCAAACCAGACAGCCUGGAGGCUGCUGCCGAGAGCAAGAACUGCCCCAGCACCCAGCGAGGCAGCUCCCCGACCUGGGCCACAGGGAGCCCGUCUCAGCCCCCCAGGGAAUCUGAGCUGGAGCCAGUGGGGGACUCCCCCAGAAAGGGCCAGAGGACCCCCAUCCUGCAGAAGACCUCCAGCACCAUCACCCUGCAGGCGGCAAAAGUCCAGCUAGAGCCCAGAGUACCAGUCCUGGGAACCCCCUGUCCUUCCAGAGAAGAGAGGGAGGGGCCAACUGCAGCCCCUCCAGACACCCUCCCCACCAGGAGGUCAGGCCUGGGAAGCCAAGACACUGCGGGCAAGGUCGCUACGAGGAAGGUCUCCAUGGAGAGCCAGAGAGACACCAUGUUUCCCAAAUUUGAGAGCAGACCCCAGAGCCAGGAGGUCAGUGAAGAUCAGCCAGUCGAGUUCAGAUGCGAGGUUUCAGGGAUCCCAAAACCUGAUGUGACCUGGUUCCUGGACGGUGUCCCCGUGAGGAGUCAAGAGGGCACCAUCGAGGUUUAUGAAGCUGGGGGGGCCCAUUACCUCUGCCUGCGGAGAGCCCGGGCCCGGGACAGCGGGAACUACAGCUGCACAGCCGCCAACGUCCGAGGCCAGGUGUCCUGUCGCUGGACCCUCCUGGUGAAAAAGCCAGCCGUGAUGGAGGUGGCCCCUUCAUUCUCCAGUGCCCUGAGGGACUGCACCGUCGUUGAGGGCCAGGACUUUGUGCUGCGAUGCUUAGUACAGGGGACCCCAGUGCCUCGAAUCACUUGGCUGCUCAAUGGACAGCCCAUCCAGUAUGCCCGCUCCACCUGCGAGGCUGGCGUGGCCGAGCUCCACAUCCAGGACACCCUCCCGGAGGACGAUGGCACCUACACCUGUCUGGCUGAGAACACCAUGGGGCAGGUGUCCUGCAGCGCCCGCGUCACUGUCCAGGAGAAGAAGAGUGAGGAGAAGAGUGAGUACCUCCUGCCUGCGGCUCCCAACAAGCCCGUCGCACCCCUCUUCCUGCAGGGCCUCUCUGAUCUCCAAGUCAUGGACGGGAGCCAGGUCACCAUGACAGUCCAGGUGUCAGGGAACCCGCCCCCAGAGGUCAUCUGGCUUCACGAUGGGAAUGAGAUCCAGGAGUCCGAGGACUUCCACUUUGAACAGAGAGGCACUCAGCACAGCCUGUGUAUCCAGGAAGUGUUCCCGGAGGACACGGGCACUUACACCUGUGAGGCCUGGAACAGCGCUGGAGAGGUCCGCACACAGGCCGUGCUCACUGUGCAAGAGCCGCAGGAUGGCACCCAGCCCUGGUUCAUCAGCAAGCCCCGCUCAGUGACUGCCUGCCUGGGCCAGAGUGUCCUUAUCUCCUGUGCCAUAGCCGGUGACCCCUUCCCCACUGUGCACUGGCUCCGAGAUGGCAAAGCCCUCUCCAGAGACACUGGCCACUUUGAGGUGCUACAGAAUGAGGACGUGUUCACCCUGGUGCUGAAAAAUGUGCAGCCCUGGCACGCCGGCCAGUAUGAGAUCCUGCUCAAGAACCGUGUUGGUCAAUGCAGUUGCCAGGUGUCCCUGAUGCUACAGAGCAGCCCGGCCAGAGCGGUCCUGCGGGGGAGGGAGCCUGCCAGCUGCGAGGGCCUCUGUGGCCGAGGAGCUGGUGCUGAUGGUGGCGGUGGUGGUGCCAGCUACGGGAGCCUGAGCCCUGGCUGGCCGGCGGCGAGAGGGCAGGGUGCCCCCGCGGAAGACGACGGCGAGGACGUGCGUGGGGUGCUCAAGAGGCGCGUGGAGACACGGCAGCACACAGAGGAGGCCGUUCGCCAGCAGGAGGUGGAGCAGCUGGACUUCCGUGACCUCCUGGGCAAGAAGGUGAGCACGAAGACCUUGUCUGAAGAGGACCUGAAGGAGAUCCCAGCUGAGCAGAUGGAUUUCCGUGCCAACCUGCAGCGGCAAGUGAAGCCAAAGACCCUGUCAGAGGAGGAAAGGAAGGUGCAUGGCCCCCAGCAGGUGGACUUCCGCUCUGUCCUGGCCAAGAAGGGGACUCCCAAGACCCCUGUGCCUGAGAAGGUACCCCCUCCAAAACCUGCCACCCCAGAUUUUCGCUCGGUGUUGGGCAGUAAGAAAAAAUUACCAACAGAGAAUGGUAGCGAUAACACUGAGGCCUUGAAUGCCAAGGCAGCAGAAGGUCCCAAGCCUGUGGGCAAUGCCCAACCUUCAGGGUUCCUGAAACCCACCCCCAAAUCUGUGGGCAACACCAAGCCAGCUGAGACCCCUAAACCCUUGGAUAACGCCAAGCCAGCUGAGGCCCCCAAACACUUGGGCAAUGCCAAGCCAGCUGAAAUCCCAAAAUCCACUGGGAAAGAAGAACUUAAGAAGGAGGUUAAGAAUGAUGUGAACUGCAAGAAGGGCCAUGCAGGGGCCACAGAUAGUGAAAAGAGACCAGAGAACCAAGGGACAGCCCCGACCUUCAAGGAGAAGCUGCGAGAUCUCCGUGUGGCAGAGGGUCAGAAGCUGCUGCUCCUGUGCCAAGUGUCCUCUGACCCCCCGGCCACCAUCACCUGGACACUGAAUGGAAAGACGCUCAAGACCACCAAGUUCAUCGUCCUCUCCCAAGAAGGUUCCUUGUGCUCCGUCUCCAUCGAGAAGGCACUGCCCGAGGACAGAGGCUUAUACAAGUGUAUAGCCAAGAACAGUGCCGGUCAGGCUGAGUGCUCCUGCCAAGUCACCGUGGACGAUGCCCCCGCUAGCGAGAAUGCCAAGGCCCCGGAGAUGAAAGCCCGGAGGCCAAAGAGCUCUCUUCCUCCAGUGCUGGGAACAGAGAGUGAUGCAACUGUGAAAAAGAAGCCUGCCCCCAAGACACCUCCGAAGGCAGCCAUGCCGCCUCAGAUCAUCCAGUUUCCUGAGGACCAGAAGGUGCGAGCAGGAGAGUCUGUGGAGCUGUUUGGUAAGGUGACCGGCACCCAGCCCAUCACCUGCACCUGGAUGAAGUUCCGAAAGCAGAUCCAGGACAGUGAGCACAUCAAGGUGGAGAACAGCGAGCAGGGCAGCAAGCUCACCAUCCGGGCGGCGCGCCAGGAGCACUGUGGCUGCUACACCCUGCUGGUGGAGAACAAACUGGGCAGCAGGCAGGCCCAGGUCAACCUCACUGUGGUGGACAAGCCAGACCCCCCAGCCGGCACGCCUUGUGCCUCUGACAUCCGAAGUUCCUCACUGACCUUGUCCUGGUAUGGCUCCUCGUAUGAUGGGGGCAGCGCCGUACAGUCAUACAGUGUCGAGAUCUGGGACUCAGUGGACAAGACGUGGAAGGAACUAGCCACAUGCCGCAGCACUUCUUUCAACGUUCAAGACCUGCUGCCUGACCGAGAGUAUAAAUUCCGUGUGCGUGCAAUCAAUGUCUAUGGAACCAGUGAGCCAAGCCAGGAGUCUGAACUCACAGCCUUGGGAGAGAAACCUGAAGAAGAGCCGAAGGACGAAGUGGAGGUGUCAGAUGAUGAUGAGAAGGAGCCUGAGGUCGACUACCGGACCGUCACGGUCAAUACCGAGCAGAAAGUGUCCGACUUCUACGACAUCGAAGAGAGACUAGGAUCUGGGAAAUUUGGACAGGUCUUUCGACUUGUAGAAAAGAAAACUGGAAAAAUCUGGGCAGGGAAAUUCUUCAAGGCAUAUUCGGCCAAAGAGAAAGAGAACAUCCGGCAGGAGAUCAGCAUCAUGAACUGCCUGCACCACCCCAAGCUGGUCCAGUGCGUGGACGCCUUCGAAGAGAAGGCCAACAUCGUCAUGGUCCUGGAGAUCGUGUCCGGGGGCGAGCUGUUCGAGCGCAUCAUUGAUGAGGACUUUGAGCUGACGGAGCGGGAGUGCAUCAAGUACAUGAAGCAGAUCUCAGAGGGGGUGGAGUACAUCCACAAGCAGGGCAUCGUCCACCUGGACCUCAAGCCUGAGAACAUCAUGUGUGUCAACAAGACAGGCACCAGGAUCAAGCUCAUCGACUUCGGUCUGGCCAGGAGGUUGGAGAAUGCGGGGUCUCUGAAGGUCCUCUUUGGCACCCCGGAGUUCGUCGCACCUGAAGUGAUCAACUAUGAGCCCAUUGGCUACGCCACGGACAUGUGGAGCAUCGGGGUCAUCUGCUACAUCCUGGUCAGUGGACUGUCCCCCUUCAUGGGUGACAAUGACAACGAAACCUUAGCCAACGUUACCUCAGCCACCUGGGACUUUGACGACGAGGCCUUCGACGAGAUCUCUGAUGAUGCCAAGGAUUUUAUCAGCAACUUACUGAAGAAGGAUAUGAAAAACCGUUUGAACUGCACCCAGUGCCUUCAGCAUCCAUGGCUAAUGAAAGACACCAAGAACAUGGAGGCCAAGAAACUCUCCAAGGAUCGGAUGAAGAAGUACAUGGCAAGAAGGAAAUGGCAGAAAACGGGCAAUGCUGUGAGAGCCAUCGGAAGACUGUCCUCUAUGGCAAUGAUCUCAGGGCUCAGUGGCAGGAAAUCCUCAACAGGGUCACCAACCAGCCCGCUCAAUGCAGAAAAACUAGAAUCUGAAGAAGAUGUCUCCCAAGCUUUCCUGGAGGCUGUUGCUGAGGAGAAGCCCCAUGUAAAACCCUACUUUUCUAAGACCAUUCGUGAUUUAGAAGUUGUGGAGGGAAGUGCUGCUAGAUUUGACUGCAAGAUUGAAGGAUACCCGGACCCUGAAGUCGUCUGGUUCAAAGAUGACCAAUCAAUCCGGGAGUCCCGCCACUUCCAGAUAGACUACGACGAGGAUGGGAACUGCUCUUUAAUCAUUAGUGAUGUUUGCGGGGAUGAUGAUGCCAAGUACACCUGCAAGGCUGUCAACAGUCUUGGAGAAGCCACCUGCACUGCAGAGCUCAUUGUGGAAACCAUGGAGGAAGGAGAAGGAGAAGGGGGAGAAGAGGAGGAGGAAGAGUGA